UAUAUAUUCGCUCUUAUCAGUGAAACGUUGUGCAGGAAAAGGGCGACACGCCCGAAGGAGGCCCGAAACAGGAUUUUGCCUACCAAAGUUGACGGGAUAUUCGCGAUACAUUAUUCCGCCGGGUCCUUUGUGUGCGCGUCGUGCCGUAUCUGUUACGUUGUUCUCGCGCCUUUUUCAUCUUUUCUUUGUCAUCCCCGCUGGAAUCGCGCACACACACACACACACACACACACACACAUACACACUGCUGGAAACGAUAUGAAGAGAGGAACCAAGUGUAUCGCGCAAACCAUUAAUCUGUCCAAUCCGAAAACAUGCGUGAGGCCGAAGGUUCAGAAACUCGUCAAUGCAGAUGCGGAUUCUUGCUCCGAUCCUAACGACCGUCAGACGACCGAUUACUGGACCGCUAGACCGGUAGCAGUUAAAGUUUGCUCGCGGAAAAAUAUGCAGAGCAAGUGCCCACCAAAGAUUUGCACAACAACCUGUCUGAAGAAGCCGGUUUCGAACGGCGAACGAUCUCGCGGGAUCGCGACGUUCCUUUUGAAAGGCACCAUCGCCGCCGGUCUUAUUUAUUGGACUUGCGCGGAGGGUCUUUGGGGCGAUAGCACCCAAACGGAGGAUCUGUAUUACAGAAUGAUAAGCACGUUUUCUCCUUAUAAUGAUCAUCCGGCGGAGCCGCCAUUGGAGGGAAUAAGACACUCAAUGUCAGAAACGUACAAUCGCGCGCUGGUGAAAUACAUGGAUAUUAUCGUCGGUGCGAUGCUGGAGAUGCAUCGAAAGCUGCGAGAUAUCUUAUUCCCGUGCGAUGUAACCGGAGAAGGGGAAGAAGCGCACGCGAAGAACAUCUCGGACGAGAACUCGGCGCACAUAUGAUUCCGAAAUUGUGUCAAUAUUUAAGAUAUUACAUUGCCGUGGAUUGUAUUACGGUACUCUUCUCGAGAAACUGUCGCGUACAAAGUAAGCUUUUGUAAUUUCGAAAUUAUCGUGAAAUUUUAAGCAAACGUGAAUUAUUGUAAGAUGAAAAACUUUUCUCCCAAGUAAACGCUUGCUCGAUUCGCGCGCACAGUUGCCAUUAAAAAUAUUUUAUACGGAGUGGUUUUUUUUUGCUCUCACACAAGCGGCGUAACCGCGAAUACAUAAGAUGAGGAUUAAAAUUCCACGCGGCAUCUUUUCCAUUUUUUUCUCCCCGUAAUGCUGAAGGGCACACAAGGGAGCUCGCGAAGCAUGCAUCUCAGCGAUUUUUAUGGUCCGCCUGUCUAUUGCUGUAAAACCUUGAAUAAAAUCGGAAUAAAAAUCACAUCUAGUGUUACAUACUAUCAUCGUUGCAGUACUUCUAACGCAAGCACGCGAAUUUCGUCUACACACAGUAUGUAAA
Messenger RNA from Cataglyphis hispanica, 1375 nucleotides. RefSeq lists its product as uncharacterized. Lineage: Eukaryota; Metazoa; Arthropoda; Insecta; Hymenoptera; Formicidae. The coding region runs from base 259 to 873 and encodes 204 amino acids. The record is from RefSeq and is a predicted model, not a curated record. The transcript is spliced from 4 exons.